GCGGGUCCGGCGGGGGCGGGCCCGGGCCCGGGCUGCGGCUUCGCCUCCAAGACGAAGAAGAAGCAUUUCGUGCAGCAGAAGGUGAAGGUGUUCCGGGCGGCGGACCCGCUGCUCGGCGUCUUCCUCUGGGGCGUGGCCCACUCGAUCAACGAGCUCAGCCAGGUGCCCCCCCCGGUCAUGCUGCUGCCCGACGACUUCAAAGCCAGCUCCAAGGUCAAAGUCAACAACCACCUGUUCCACCGAGAGAACCUGCCCAGCCAGUUCAAGUUCAAGGAGUAUUGCCCCCAGGUGUUCCGCAACCUGCGAGAUCGGUUUGGUGUUGAUGACCAGGACUACCAGGUCUCCCUGACCCGAAGUCCCCCCAGUGAGACGGAGGGCAGCGAUGGCCGCUUUCUGGUCUCCUAUGACAAGACGCUGGUCAUCAAGGAAGUGUCCAGCGAAGACAUUGCCGACAUGCACAGCAACCUCUCUGACUACCACCAGUACGUGGUGAAGUGUCACGGGAGCACUCUGCUGCCGCAGUUCCUGGGCAUGUAUCGGGUCAGUGUGGACAGCGAGCACAGCUACCUGCUCGUCAUGAGGAACAUGUUCAGCCACCGCCUGUCGGUGCACAGGAAGUACGACCUCAAGGGCUCCCUGGUGUCCCGAGAAGCCAGUGACAAGGAGAAGGUGAAGGAUCUGCCCACGCUCAAGGACAUGGACUUUCUGAACAAGAACCAGAAGAUUUACGUAGGGGAGGAAGAGCGGAAAGUCUUCCUGGAGAAGCUCAAGAGAGAUGUGGAGUUCCUGGUGCAGCUGAAGAUCAUGGACUACAGUCUCCUGCUGGGCAUCCAUGACGUUGAGCGCGCCGAGCAGGAGCAAGAGCAGGAGCAGGAGCUGGACGGCGAGGGGGACUCUGGGGCCACUCCUCACCUUCUCCCGCCGGGCUCCUACGGCUCCUCCCCCGAGGGCAUCGGCGGCUCCGUCCACGCCCACCGGCCCCUGGGACCCGGGGAGUUCGAAUCGCUGAUCGACGUGUACGCCGUCCGCAGUGCCCAGGGUGCCCCCCAGCAGGAAGUGUACUUCAUGGGCGUCAUUGACAUCUUGACCCAGUACGAUGCCAGGAAGAAGGCAGCUCACGCGGCCAAGACGGUCAAACACGGGGCCGGCGCAGAGAUCUCCACUGUGCACCCUGAGCAGUAUGCCAAGCGUUUCCUGGACUUCAUCUCGAACAUCUUUGCCUAGGAGAUGGGCAGAGGGUCUCUGCCUCCUCCUGCCUCCUUCCUGCCCCUCACCACUCAAGUGCCUUGUCCUUUCUAUGAUGAUCCAAAAGUAGAGGAAGCUGCAGCUCUGCCAUCCACCGCCUCCCACACACACAUAAAACUCACCCCGGUCCCAGAACUGUGCUGUCGUCUUUAUAGGACUGACCCAAGGUCAUUCCCCUACCCGCCCCCCCCCCCCACUUGCCCUCCCAGUCUGCCCCAGGUGCUGGCCAGCUGAGGCAUCUCACCUGCUGCCCUCCUCCCUGCCAGCAGGCAGCAAGGAGAUAGAGGAUACAGCUGGGCCUCCAGCCCCCCCACCCCCCGGGCCCUGGCCACGGUCACCCUGCCAGGCUUCCAGGGGUCAAUCGUGGACCCCUCCACUCUUCCCCAACCCAUCGUGGGCUGAAGCCGGCUUGGGGGGACUGAGGGGUAACAAGGGUCCGUUGGGCCGCGGAGCCAUCGGCGACUGGAGUAGUGUGCGGUCCCCCUUUUGGCGUUUGAUCAAUCUUGUCUGGUCUCCCCAUCCUCUCCCCCAAAGGUUGGUUUUGGGUAGGGGGGAUGUGAAGGAUGCCUGUUUCGGGGAGGGGGGAGGGGCUUUGUUUUUUUAAGAGAAAAAAUGGGGACUUUGUCAUCGCACCCAGAAUAAAUUAUUGAACUGAGCCUGCC
This is a messenger RNA of Ornithorhynchus anatinus (platypus), 1907 nucleotides long. RefSeq names its product phosphatidylinositol-5-phosphate 4-kinase type 2 gamma (gene PIP4K2C). Gene Ontology annotation, biological process: phosphatidylinositol metabolic process. The record is from RefSeq and is a predicted model, not a curated record. The transcript has 10 exons. Bases 178 to 1224 code for a protein of 348 amino acids. Gene Ontology annotation, molecular function: phosphatidylinositol kinase activity. Lineage: Eukaryota; Metazoa; Chordata; Mammalia; Monotremata; Ornithorhynchidae.